Molecule: messenger RNA, 1477 nt
Organism: Manihot esculenta (cassava)
Lineage: Eukaryota; Viridiplantae; Streptophyta; Magnoliopsida; Malpighiales; Euphorbiaceae
Exons: 10
Coding region: 453-1235 (260 amino acids)
Source: RefSeq, a predicted model, not a curated record
UUUUAGCAUGCCACAGGAAGUGGCAAAUGGAGAGAGAGAGAGAGAGAGAGAGAUAUCAACCUGUUUCUGACUUUUGCUUUUGGAUCUACCAAACGGAAUUAGCGUCGUAGUAUGGACGGUGGUGGCGGUGGAAGCGGCGGUUCUUUCACAAGCAUUAUAUUAUCAUUCAAUUAAUGGAGAUGGCGAAAGUGGUUAGAAAUUGGUGGAGCCAUUCAAAGACUGUGGUUCUGAUCUGGUCUAUUUGCAUAGCCAUUUACUUCUCUUUGCUCCGCCUGGCUCUCAAUAAUUCAUCUUCCCUUGGUUACACUUCUACUAUAGCUCGAGUUUUGUUGGAAUCAAAUUUGGGGUGUGAAUUUCUAGAUACUCACUGAUGUAUGCGAGAACAGUGGAAUUGUACGAACUAGCAACUACUAACUUUGGGAAUACUUGUAUCAGAUUCUCCUGUUUCCAAUAUGGAACAAAGAUCAAGAUUAUAUGAUAAAAUGGAAAGAGAUUUGGAUGAGAAUGGACCAGCAUUCCUCAAACACGGAGGAACAACUCAGUCGUUGUCUCUUUCAGAUAUUUUCACCUUGAAAGAUGGAUCUGUAAAGCCUGUACAUAAGGCAGCUAACCCUCCUGUCAGGGCAAAUGUGCUGUAUCUUAGCCCUGAAUACUCAGUACCCAUCUCGGAGUCUGCAAAACAAGUGUUUCACCCAUACUUUGGUAAAGCGAUUUGGUUUCAGAACUCUAGUUUAUACCAUUUCAGUAUGUUUCAUGCUUCACAUCAUAUUGUACCUGUUCCCGCAACAGAGGAUGAGAUUGAAGCUGAAGCAACUGCUGUUGGAGCUGUUGCUGAGGGCCUCUGUCCCUUAAAAAUUGUCUUAGAUAGAGUGGUUUUGACUUCAACUGGUGUGCUUCUUGGAUGCUGGCAGGUGAUCUCCGGACCUGACCCUGUAACAAUUCGUGCUAAAUUGAGGUCUGCACUUCCACGUGCCCCAGAAAAGCAACUUUAUGAUGACGCUAUUCUUCAUACUUCCUUUGCAAGGCUUCUUGGUCAUCCCAAAGUUUCAUCGACGGAACCUUCAAAAGAACUCCAUGUUUCCCAUGAGCUUGUUGCUCGUCUAAACAGUAUAAUUCGCGGAGCUGAGGUAGUUAUUUCUGAACUGUGGUACGUGGAGGAAUAUGACGUAUUGGCUCUCGCAUUGGAUGGAAGAAUGAAGGAACGCAGGUUCCGACUUGGAUGCAAAAGAACCUGAAAGUUUCAUAGUCACGAAUAUAAUUAGGAUCAUAUAUUGUUACCACUGACGGCUCCAGAAUUUUAUUUAUUUUUAUUAUUUUUUUUUUACUUUUAAACUUCAGAGGCAUUGUAGUUUCAUCAUGAUCGCAAUUGUCUCUAGUUUAGGUUAUGUUGCUUUUCUUUAUCCCACAAAUCUAAAGUAUACAACCAACUUGUAUUAUUGUCGUUGUUUAUGAAGUGGUUGUGCGUUUCUAUUUCCUA